UUCACCACCGUCGUGUACCGGGACAGUUUGAACGUGGCGAUAAUCAAGAAUGUUGUCACCGUGGUUCUCUGCAUCUUCAUCAACUUCAUCAAUGGCACGCUGGUGCACACCUUCAGGAAACACCAGGUUUUCAACAUGAACCCUCGCUACAUCCUGUACAUCCACCUGGUUCUGAACGACAUGAUCCUGCUCACCACCUUCACUCUGGUCUAUGUCCUGAGUUACAUAGUCUACACGCUCAACGUCUCCUUCUGCAUGUUCCUGCUCAGCAUCGCCAUAUUAUCCGACGUCAACAACCCGUUCACGCUGGCUGUGAUGGCGGUGGAGUGUUACAUCGCCGUGUGCUUCCCUCUCAGACACUCCCUCAUCUGCACGGUGCGGAAAACAUACGCCGUUAUCGGCCUCAUGUGGCUGAUCGGACUCCUCACCGUACUUCCGGAUAUUUUCAACGCUUUGGCCACCGAGUCCCUGGACUUCUUUCGCUCCAGGGUGUUUUGUUUCAUGCCAAACAUCUUCAGAAACCCCAUGCUUAAAGAGAGGCGAGACGUGUCCAACAUCGUGUGUCUGGUGAUCAUUUGGCUCACUCUUUUUUACACGUACUUCCAGAUAAUCUGCGCAGCGAAGUUAGUGGCGGCGGAUAAUAAAAAGGCGAGAAACACAGUGUUGCUGCACGGAUUCCAGCUGCUGCUCUGCAUGCUGACAUAUGUUUUCUUCUUAUCCAUCGAGGGUCUCACGUUUCUUUUCCCCAGAGGAGUGCUGACCAUUCGCUUCAUCAUUUCAAUACUCAUCCACGUUCUGCCUCGACUCAUCAGUCCGCUGGUUUACGGGCUGAGAGACAAGAUGUUCAGGAAGUACCUGAGGAAAUACUUACCCAGCUAG
Messenger RNA from Trematomus bernacchii (emerald rockcod), 879 nucleotides. Its product is annotated as odorant receptor 131-2-like. Gene Ontology annotation, cellular component: membrane. The transcript is spliced from 2 exons. The coding region runs from base 136 to 879 and encodes 247 amino acids. Lineage: Eukaryota; Metazoa; Chordata; Actinopteri; Perciformes; Nototheniidae. Gene Ontology annotation, molecular function: G protein-coupled receptor activity. The record is from RefSeq and is a predicted model, not a curated record. Gene Ontology annotation, biological process: G protein-coupled receptor signaling pathway.